AUGGAAGCGGAGACAAUUUGGACGCUUAGAUCCUCGUUGUUGAUCUUUGUUAUAACACUGCUCGGAGUUGUUUCAAUAUUUUCCGACGGUUUGCCUCACCGGAUUCUGCUUGAUACGGAUGUUGACACUGACGAUUUGUUUGCUAUCUUAUACCUAUUGAAGCUUAACCGAUCAGAGAUUGAAUUGCAGGCUAUAACUAUUAACACAAAUGCAUGGACCGAUGCUGGUCAUGCUGUAAAUCAAGUUUACGAUGUCCUUUACAUGAUGAACCGCGAUGACAUUGUUGUUGGAAUGGGAGGUGAAGGAGGAAUAGACGAAGAUGGAAUCAUACAACCAAAUGUUGGAGGAUAUCUUCCACUAAUUGAACAGGGGAUUGGCACUUCUGGUUAUUGUAGAUAUAGACAAACAAUUCAUGCAGGUCAGGGAGGACGAUUAGAUGUUAGUUCAAAUUAUGGUUUGAGGAAAAGUUUUCUUCCACAGGGGAGCAGGAGAUAUUCUCCUCUUAGACAACCUACUUCUCAACAAGUUAUGAUUGACACGAUAUCUUCCGGUCCUAUUAGUGUUAUCACUAUCGGAACACACACGAAUUUAGCCAUUUUUCUUAUGACUAAUCCUCAUCUUAAGAAGAACAUUCAACACAUUUAUGUCAUGGGUGGUGGUGUGAGGUCUAAGAACCCAACAGAUUGUUUUCGAAAAGAAAACACCACUACAUCUUCUUUCCAGCCUCAAGAAUGUGGUGAUCGUGGUAAUCUGUUCACUGAUUACACUAGCAACCCGUAUGCAGAAUUCAACAUAUUUGGAGAUCCUUUUGCUGCAUACCAGGUAAUCCAUUCAGGAAUUCCUGUGACAUUGGUUCCUCUUGAUGCAACAAACACCAUUCCUAUAACUGAGGAGUUUUUCGACGCACUUGGGAACAUUCAGUACUAUACAUACGAGGCACAAUACUGCUUCAAAUCCAUGAAAAUUACUCGCGAUACUUGGUUUGAUGACCAAUUCUACACGUGUUGUUCUCCAUAG
Impatiens glandulifera is the source of this 1017-nucleotide messenger RNA. RefSeq lists its product as uncharacterized. NCBI's taxonomy places the organism in Eukaryota, Viridiplantae, Streptophyta, Magnoliopsida, Ericales, Balsaminaceae. The coding region runs from base 1 to 1017 and encodes 338 amino acids. The record is from RefSeq and is a predicted model, not a curated record. Gene Ontology annotation, molecular function: hydrolase activity, hydrolyzing N-glycosyl compounds. The transcript is spliced from 6 exons.